AUGGACGGUAUCGACGGCAUCAACGACCGGGGCGCCGUCUGUUGCACGGCCGAGUGCGGCCAGUGCGGUGGGGAGGGCUGCGGGUCCGUGCCGGGCUUGGACAACACCAACUGCUGCAUCAACGGCGUCCUGGACAACCAGGAGCUCUGCUCCGUCGUCGGCGCCGCCCCUUGCGUGAUCGACAGCGGCAACGUCGCUCCUACCCCCGAGCCCGUCGCCGCAACCCCAGAGCCUGUCGCGGAAACCCCCGAGCCCACCGCUGCCGGCGGCGGAGGCACCGUUGACGUUGGCGGCGCGACGCCGGCUCCCUCCGCGGCCGACGGCGACCGCGAGAUCGAAAUCACGCCUGCUCCCAGCGUGGCCGGCGGUGGCGGCGGCGCUGCCGGCGGCGGCACCACCCCGGCUCCUGCCGCUGGUGACACUACCUCGGCUCCUGCCGCUGAUGGCGGUGGUGCUACCGGUGGUGGCACCACCCCGGCUCCCACUGUGGCCGGCGCUGGUGGCGGCGGCGCUACGGGCGGUGGCACCACCCCGGCUCCCACUGAAGCCGGUGGUACCCGCGAUGCCGGCGGUGACAUCACCCCAGCCCCUACGGCGGCAGGCGCCGGUGGCGGUGGUGCUACUGGUGGCGACGUGACCCCGGCUCCCACCGUGGCAGGCGGUGGCGCUGGUACCGUGGGCGGCGGUACCACCGCCCCGACUGUGGCCGGCGGCGCCGACUCUACCCCGGCUCCGGGAGACGUGAACGGGGACGGGCUGGUGAACUCGGCGGACACCGGCAUCGAGGGCGACACCAACGGCGACGGCAUCGUGGACGACGCGGACACCGGGCUGGUUGGUGACACCAAUGGCGACGGCGUGGUUGACUCUAUGGACUCCAUUGUCGGUGACAUGAACGGAGAUGGGCUGGUUAACUCCGCCGACACCGGCAUCGUUGGCGACACCAACGGCGACGGAGUGGUGGACGACUUAGACACCGGGCUUGUCGGUGACACCAAUGGUGACGGUGUUGUGGACGACUUGGACCUGGAGGACGUGAACGGGGACGGGCUCAUCAACUCCGCCGACACCGGCGUCGUCGGAGACACCAACGGCGACGGAGUGGUGGACGACUUUGACACCGGGCUUGUCGGUGACACCAACGGCGAUGGCGUGGUUGACUCCCUGGACGAGAUUGUCGGAGACGUUAACGGAGACGGACUGAUCAACUCCGCCGACACCAACAUCAUUGGAGACACGAACGGUGACGGAGUGGUGGACGACGAGGACACCGGGCUUGUCGGUGACACCAACGGCGACGGUGUGGUGGACGACCAGGACGUCGAGGUUGGAGACGUUAACGGAGACGGACUGAUCAACUCCGCCGACACCAACAUUAUUGGAGACACGAACGGUGACGGAGUGGUGGACGACGAGGACACCGGGCUUGUCGGUGACACCAACGGCGACGGUGUGGUGGACGACCAGGACGUCGAGGUUGGAGACGUUAACGGAGACGGGCUGAUCAACUCCGCCGACACCAACAUCGUUGGAGACACGAACGGUGACGGGGUUGUCGACGACCAGGACACCGGGCUUGUCGGUGACACCAACGGCGACGGUGUGGUGGACUCCCUGGACGAGAUCGUCGGGGACAUGAACGGCGACGGACUUGUCAACUCCGCCGACACCGGCAUCGUUGGCGACACCAACGGUGACGGUGUUUUAGACGACGAGGACACCGGGCUCGUCGGUGACACCAACGGCGACGGUGUGGUGGACUCCCUGGACGAGAUGGUCGGAGACAACAACGGAGACGGACUUGUCAACUCCGCAGACACGAACAUCGUCGGAGACACCAACGGCGACGGAGUUGUGGACGACGAAGACACCGGGCUUGUGGGUGACACCAACGGUGACGGUGUGGUUGACUCCCUAGACGAGAUGGUCGGAGACAUCAACGGAGACGGACUGGUGAACUCCGCAGACACGAACAUCGUCGGGGACACCAACGGCGACGGAGUUGUGGACGACGAGGACACCGGGCUUGUGGGUGACACCAACGGCGACGGUGUGGUUGACUCCCUGGACGAGAUGGUCGGAGACAUCAACGGAGACGGACUGGUGAACUCCGCAGACACGAACAUCGUCGGGGACACCAAUGGCGACGGAGUUGUGGACGACGAGGACACCGGGCUUGUGGGUGACACCAACGGCGACGGUAUAGUGGACUCCCUGGACGAGAUGGUCGGGGACAUCAACGGAGACGGACUUGUCAACUCCGCCGACACCGGCAUCGUUGGCGACACCAACGGCGACGGAGUGGUGGACGACGAGGACACCGGGCUUGUCGGUGACACCAACGGUGACGGUGUUGUGGACGACUUGGACCUUCAAGACGUGAACGGGGACGGCUUCAUCAACUCCGCCGACACCGGUAUCGUUGGCGACACUAACGGCGACGGAGUUGUGGACGACCUGGACACCGGGAUUGUCGGUGACACUAACGGCGACGGUGUGGUGGACUCCACGGACGAGGUGGUCGGACCUACCCCUGCCCCGACCUCCAGCACCGACGGCUCCCGCGGCAUCGAUGGCGACCGCACCCUCUCCCCCACCUCCGCCCCGACCACCGCCGCGGAGGCUCUGGGCAGCUCGUCCGCCCCGACCACCGCCGCGGAGGCUCUGGGCAGCUCGUCCGCCCCGACGCCAGCGGUGGACGCGAGCGAGGAGUGUCCCGAGGGGACGGUGCCGAACGAAAGCACCUCGACUAACCUCCGGUGUGUUAGCGGCGCGGUGGGUUUGUUCUCUGGCGGCCGCGCGUACUCCGGCGUGGUGUACGCGGGCGUCCUGGGCCUCGCGCUCGCCGCCGGCGGCGCGCUUGUUCUGUAAUGAGGAUUGGGUGUUAUGUGAUUGGAACGAAGGUGUUCUUCAAAGGCAUGAGCAAGGUGUACGGCAAGGAACAUGUUAUAUAAGAGGGCAGGCAUGGGUGUGGCGACUUGCUACGGCAGGGCUUGAUUUUCGAGAGGGACAUGACCGCUUCGUACAAAUUGAAAUUGAACGAACAUGACUAAUUUCGUGAGGUUUUGGCUUGGGAAUUACCAGUACAACGAAGUUAACACUGCUGUGGUUGUGUGUUGGUUUUUCCGGCAGAUGGGAGGAAGGGAGGCUGCUUUCUCGCGGUCUAUUAUCUGUUGUUGAUGCUGUUCAGUUUAGAAAUAUUUACCAGGGGGAGGCGGGCGGGCGGCGGUGAUGGAAAGGGAGGCUCGGCCGGAUUGUGUCAGUAGGAAGGAGGGUGUGUGUUAUGCACGUGGAAGGAUUGAUGUCUAGAUCACCGCAAAAAACUGUCCGUUCGCGUUCCACUUCCCCCUCUGGACCCUUGGCAAGCCCAUUGAGCGUUGGACAAUGAGUUUCUUCCGCGCUCGGCGGCACGUUAGAGAUGUAAUUUUUCUCUUGAGAACGAAAUUAUCCCGGAGAUAUAUAUUUUUCGGUUUAGGACUUCGGCAGAGGUGCUGUACUUGGCUGCGGCUCUUUUCGGUUUGACGGGCAAUCUGAUUAGCGUGUGCUCUUUACUUGUUCCUUGUACGCAUCUCGUGUGGUAAAACGUUUUCGAUUUUAGUUAAAUGUUGUCGAUUUCAUAAGAUUUCGGCUCCAACCGCAAUUUUUCUGUGGGGGAGAGGGGGGGGGCAUGUUAUUUUCGACAUGCCUGGGGAGUUUGCAGAAUACGCUUAUUUGUAAUCGGGGGUUUGGGGGGGUGGUUGUGCCAGUGCGUGGUUGGUUGAUGUGAGUACCGCCGCUCUUCACGGAACGGUUCGCGUUCUGCGGGAACCCUUCGAGCGCCGAGCAUGGCGGCGCUCAACCAUUUGCCACGGGCAAGCCGCGUGUUGGCCGGUUCUCCUUUUUUGAAACAGCAGCGAUAGCGCUGUUGUGUGGCAUGUUUAGUUGGUUUCGGUUUUGCCUUCAUUGUCCCAUGUGGUAUCAUGUCAUUGUUUUUUCGUGGUGUUCGUGCCGCAGCGGUAGCAGCAGAUUGGCAGCUACAGCAGUCAGAUGCGGCGAGGAGAGGAAAAUGCCCGCAGCAGUUGUUAGAGCACGGAAGCGCCCGUUGGAUAGAAGCCUCGUGUAUGGUGACGGGUUUGUGUCGUCUGUCUGCGGAAAGGAAAGAUCGCCUUGCCUCCCUGCACUUUCUCACUCCCCUUUUCUAUUUUUCGGACGUUCCUUGUGUAGUUGUAGUUUUUUGUGUGCGCAGUUGGAAAUAGUGCAAAUUUUUCUUGUUCACCGUUGUCAAUUGCAACGAUUCAUCUCACCACAGCAAGCUAAACGUUCUUUGGAACCCGUGGUUUGGACUGUUCGGCGUGUGAAGACUGGCGUCCAGAAUGAAAAGAACGACCCACACACACAAACGUGCACAUAUUUCUCUUCAUGUCUGUUACCGUUACCGUCUUCACUCCGAAGAA
This is a messenger RNA of Ectocarpus sp. CCAP 1310/34, 4433 nucleotides long. The record is from the annotation of a GenBank genome assembly. NCBI's taxonomy places the organism in Eukaryota, Phaeophyceae, Ectocarpales, Ectocarpaceae.